Molecule: messenger RNA, 811 nt
Organism: Acipenser ruthenus (sterlet)
Lineage: Eukaryota; Metazoa; Chordata; Actinopteri; Acipenseriformes; Acipenseridae
Product: interleukin-17B-like
Exons: 3
Coding region: 92-622 (176 amino acids)
Biological process (GO): inflammatory response
Cellular component (GO): extracellular region
Molecular function (GO): cytokine activity
Source: RefSeq, a predicted model, not a curated record
UACAUAUAUAUUUAUUGCUACUGGUUCUAUCGUCCAUUUCACUGCUCUACCAGUCUGCAGCCAUCAGGCAUCCUAAUCAGCUGCCACUGAGAUGGCCAACAGAGAUGACCAGCUGGUGCUGUGGCUGGUGCUUUCAUCAGUCCUUGUCGUUAUGGCAACAUUGACAGAAUCUUUCAAAGGUAAAGAUAUUAGGAGUGAAAGGAAAGGAAGAGUCAAACAUAAAUACACAGGGAGCUCGAUGGAGGACUAUGAGAAGAGCAUUAAUGACAUGGUGAUGCAGCUGCAGAACAACUCGGCUCUGUCCGGCAGCAAGUGCGAGAUCGAUCUGCGGCUGUGGAUGUCCAACAGGAGAAGCCUGUCUCCCUGGUCCUACAGAGUAAAUCGCGAUGAGACACGAAUCCCAACAGACAUACCUGAAGCCCACUGCCUCUGCUCUGGAUGCAUUAACCCCUUCACAAUGCAAGAAGAUCGGACGAUGACAAGCGUUCCAAUCUACACAAAAAUCCCUGUGAAAAGACAGUUCUGCGAUGGUCCAGAACAAAGGAGGAGAAAGAAGAAAUGCAACCGGAAAUACAGAACUGCCAUGGAGAACAUAGCAAUUGGCUGUACAUGCAUCUUUUAAAUGAGUAAUGCAGGCAACCCAACAGGAAACAUAAUGACAUGCACCCUUGCUUGAAAAAAAACAAAAACCUUAAUAUUCAAGUGAUCUCUAUUAUCUGAUGAAAUUAAUGUACUCUUCUCAAAGGCUGAAUUGUAAAGCUGAAUGUUUUAAAUGUGUUUAAACAAUUCCCUAAUUCGAUGGUAGCACUGC